Cherax quadricarinatus is the source of this 1429-nucleotide messenger RNA. It is a transcript of the gene U2A, whose product is annotated as small nuclear ribonucleoprotein polypeptide A'-like U2A. Gene Ontology annotation, biological process: mRNA splicing, via spliceosome. NCBI's taxonomy places the organism in Eukaryota, Metazoa, Arthropoda, Malacostraca, Decapoda, Parastacidae. The record is from RefSeq and is a predicted model, not a curated record. Gene Ontology annotation, cellular component: U2 snRNP. Gene Ontology annotation, molecular function: U2 snRNA binding; protein binding.
ACAAACUUUACUUAUCUUGUUGGACUCUGCUGCUGCUGUUGCUGCUGCCGCUACCAGAAUAAAUUUAACAAAAUUGUCUAAAAAAAGACAAUUUUGCAGCAAGUGUUGGUGUUAGUAAGUUAGAGAAGAUGGUGAAACUUACGCCUGAACUUAUCCUUCAGUCUGCACAACAUAUUAAUCCUUUACGGGAUAGAGAACUGAUUCUCAGAGGUUAUAAAAUUCCUGUUAUUGAAAAUCUUGGUGCAACUCUAGACCAGUUUGAUACCAUCGACUUUAGUGAUAAUGAUAUCCGGAAGCUUGAUGGAUUUCCACUUCUAAAGAGGCUUAAAACCUUGCUUUUAAAUAACAACAGAAUUGUUCGAAUUUCAGAAUCACUAGCAGAGACAGUGCCAAAUCUCCAGUGCUUGUACCUGACUAAUAACCUAGUACAGGAGUUAGCAGACCUGGACAACAUGGCAGGGCUCAAGAGGCUGGAAUUCGUUUCCCUGCUGGGCAACCCCGUCACCACUCGUGACCACUAUCGUCUUUAUGUCAUCAACAAACUUCCACAGGUUCGCGUGGUUGACUUCCGCCGGGUGCGAUUGAGGGAGAGAGAAAUGGCAAAAAAACUUUUCAAGAGUAAAUUGGGUAAAGAGAUUCAAAAGGAAGCAAAGAAAGCCAGAACGUUUUUGCCUGGUGGUGGUAGUAUCCUUGAUGCACGACCUACUUUAGGCCAAAUGACGGCAGAGGAUCAAGCUGCCAUUCGUCAAGCCAUAGCCAAUGCUCGGUCAAUGGAGGAAGUGGAGAGGCUUCAGCACAUGCUUCGCACUGGCAACAUACCCAGCCGAUCACAGAGUGCAAAACGCAGGCACCCAGAUGAAGAGGAUGAUGAUUGAACUACCAUUAUUAUUUUGAAAAAAAAAAAAAACUUCAUUUUAUAAUACAGUGGACCCCCGCAUAACGAUCACCUCCGAAUGCGACCAAUUAUGUAAGUGUAUUUAUGUAAGUGCGUUUGUACGUGUAUGUUUGGGGGUCUGAAAUGGACUAAUCUACUUCACAAUAUUCCUUAUGGGAACAAAUUCGGCCAGUACUGGCACCUGAACAUACUUCUGGAUUGAAAAAAUAUCGUUAACCGGGGGUCCACUGUAUAAUGAUUUCAGCUAAUGUUAUAUUAUGGUUUGUGCAAAUAUUUUUUAUGGUAAGUAUAACAAACGUUUUUAAUGAGGUAUUGCAACAUUGUGUUGAUCCCAAUAAUACAUGCAAUGAUAAGAACAGAUACUGGCAAUUGCUGUGUUUAUUGGCUAUUAUAUCUUGUAUUUGCUAUUAAGAGUUUUGUAUUAGUCUCUUCGGAGAACAAAAGUAAAAAUACUUUUUUGACUAUUCACAUGAAUGGCUGAGAAGUGAAUCACAGAUAGUUUUUUUUUUAUGCAGAAUAAAAGUUUGUAGUAAA